UUUCACUUCCUGUCAGUGUUACAUCAAUUUUAUAUGAAUUAAAAAUCUAGUUUUUAAUUUGUGUAAUAAGAUCACACAGACAUGGAUCGUGUCAGUUCAGAGCCCGAAUUGGUUCGGUCCCAAUCUGACUUUGCAAUAGCUCAGAUGGAGGCAAGACAACUAACAGCAGGAAAACGAAUUAGAGCUAGCGCUACGUUUUUAGCCAUGCAGGAAACUGUAAAGGAAAAAUUGCAAAAAAUGAAAGAAGCUCGUGUUGCCCGCUACUCAGACCUACAACUGCCCCAGCGACACGUUUGCGAUAUGGUUGCAAUGUAUUUGGGCCUGGAACCCAACGAUGUUAUGGAAGGGGUCGUAGACGACCAGCUACAGGUUGACUUGCUCAACGCCCUGUUGGAGAAUGGGAAUGUGAAGUGCAUAUUUUUUUAUUACCAAGAUGGACCUCCUUAUCCGAUUGAAAGUGGUCGCAUGAUUGCUAGUCUGAAGACUGAAAUUAAACGGAUUUUUGUCACUACUGGUGAACUUUACCAAAUGAAGGAACGAGCUGUGGCUGUGUAUAAGAUUAAUAACGCAACAUUAGAUUUAAAGAAUAUUAAUGACGAAGUAUUUUUUAUACACUUUGACAUGGAUAAUGGCAAAGCCAACACUGCCGAAGUACUUUACAACCUACUGGCAGAUCUUGUCAAAAUACCCUUAUCAAUUUGGAAGGAGUGGGGAGACCUACCUAAAACCGAAAACGGCAGAUUGCAGAAGAUAAACUUUGACGGAGACUUUGCCGGUUUUGUUACAUUUUUGGACAAGACAAAACAAGAUUUGAGUGGCGUGGUGUAUUUCAACUGGGAUCAAGACAUAUUGACAGAAAUAACUGAAAAUCGCGAAAAAUCGUUUUUCAAUAAAGAACUUAUACAAAAGCUAGAGAUGAACGUUCGUGUAUGGCAUAAACUUAUUGAGAGGUGUUUGGUCCAGUUCCAACAGCUACGCAGAGAAGACGAAUUCGUUGGACCCGAGGUUGAAAUAGAAUUCUGGAGAAGACAACUGGCAAGAUUCACCUGUCUUGUGGAGUUUUUGGAAACACCAGAGUGUUCAGAGUAUAUAGAAUUUUUGAGAUACAUUAACGCUCGACAUAUUUUGAAGAUAUGGAGGAAGCAUGUAAAUGCGGUAUACGACACAAAAAAUGAAUGUAGUGAUAACGUCAAGUAUCUAUACUCACUAGAGAAGUAUUGGGAGCCUUUCUACAGGUUGGAUCCGCCAGACCUGGCAAAACAUUUGCCGUCAUUACUCUACGCGGUUCGAAUGGUAUUUACGACUUCGAGGUACUACAACAGUACCGGAAACAUAACCGCGCUUUUGGUGAAGGUUUCUAACCAGAUGAUUAAGAAGUGCAGGGAUUAUCUUGACUGCAAUGGGACUAAAACUAUUUGGAACCAGCCGAAGGCGUUGGUCUUAGAAAAAAUUAAGGUUUGCCUAGACCUCUACCUAAAAUACUACCAAUGCUUCAAAAAAACCAAACGUCAAAUAGAAGAACGCGGUGAGAAGCCAAUGGAAUGCUCUGAGAUGUUCAUCUUUGGCAAAUUCGAAACGUUCAAAAAGCGUUGCGAGCAAAUCGUUUUCGUCAUCAACACCACCGUCAAGUACUCGAUUUUGCAAAAAAGUACCAUCGAGGGAAUCGACGUUUUCGCCAAUAAAUUCAUCGAGUUCUUCAGCAACAUUUCUAAGCAAAAGUACGACGCUUUGAAUCACCGAUUGCCGUACUUCGACAAGGACUACAAGGAGUUUAGACAGAACGUUGUGGAUACGGAGUGGGAGUUAGAGGAGUUUGUAGGAAGUUCGCUGGAAAAGAUGACGGAUGUCGAUAAUGUGUUAAGGUUGCUGAAAAGAUUCGAGAAGUUGAAUUUGGAGUGCCUGCAUUUAGAUGAAAGGUAUCUGGAAGCAAUGAUAAUGUUUGAGAAAGAAAUAGGAGAGUUACGAGACAGGUACAAUGAAGAAAGACAAUCCCCUACGUUACCGAGAAAUAUGCCACCAGUCAGUGGAAGGAUCUACUGGGUCCGCCAUUUUUAUGACAGAAUCGAACAGCCUAUGAACGUGUUCAAAACCAAGAGCAGGGUUAUGAGGCACAGAAAAGUGCAAAGAUGUAUUCAGCUCUUCAAUGCUAUGUCAAUGGUUUUUGUGCAGUUCGAAAACAUAUAUCAUGAAGCAUGGUAUAAGUUUUCUGGCCAGGUACGAAAUGUUUUGAUGGCACCUAUUUUAACAACGCACGAGCAGACAAAAAGGUAUCAAGUAAACUUCCAUAACUAUAUCACUGAGGUUAUAAGAGAAGCAGAAUAUAUCUAUAAACUUGACUUGCCUGUUCCCGACGUUGGUCAAGUUCUAGUAUUUUGCAAAGAGAAACUUUUGAAUUCGUACGAAGUUGUUAAGGCACUGGUGUUGAGGAACGAUGGUAUCAGAAUGAACAUUCCGACUUUGUUUUUGCCGAUGAUGAGACCGCAGUUGGUAAAAAUGGAAAAUGCUUUUAUGGCGGGAUUUUCGACGAUAACUUGGACGUCUAUGAAAAUACCAGAUUUUUGCAACAACGUUACUGAUACCCUAGACAACAUAGAAAUGUUUGUAAAAGAAGUAAGAGAUAUGAAAGAAGCUAGGAUAGAUGAAGUAUUGGAAACUAUUGCUGCUACUUGCCUAGUUUAUUUGCCAGACGAACCACUCAAGCCUAGCGAAUUUUUAGACCGCAACAUUGAACAUAGACGAAAAAUUGCCCAGGAUAUUCAACUGAAAUCUGCGACAAUAGAAAGAUGCGUGAUAGAUUUGAUAAACAAGUUCUUGGGUCUACUUGAACAACCAGAAAUUCAAGAUAAAAAGUAUGACUGGUUAGAUGCAGAUAAAGCCCUGAAACCUGUUGGCUCAUCGUCAAGAUUAUUGAUGACUGAAGACGCAGCAUUUAGAGAAGUUGACAGAUCGGCUCAGCCAGAUUUGAGCUCGAUCCAUGCCGAUUGCAUUGAAAUGUUUUGUUUCUUCAACAUGAAACUCGUAGAUGCUCUGAUUAAGGCUUCAAAAAUGUCUCUAGAGAAGCUUAAACAACGAGCUACAAGUUUGAGCGGAGAGCAGGUUCCUCUUAUGAAGUCAGCGAUGAUCCUUCAAAUACCUCUGGCCAUCAUAAAUCCCACCUUAGAUGAAGUUCAAAGCAUAUUUUCGCAAGUAUUAAAUAAUAUCUUGGAUACGCAUAAGUAUAUUGCUAUGUGGGGACAAAACACCGGCAGAAAGUCAGCUAUGAAGAAAGAGAAAGUUAAUGACAUAAAAGCAAAAAAUUACCAUAAAAUAAUUAGCGAAAAUAAGGAAAUCGUACGAAUAUACAUGAGCUUACAAGGAGUUUUGUACAUGGUCCAGCCGGAUGUUGUUGAACUAAUAAAAGGAUAUCUAAACUACGAUUACCUCUGGGCAGAGGACAGAGAUCAACAAAUGGAAGACUUUUGCGCUACAAACCCUUUGAUUGUUGAAAUUUCUGAGAAAUUUCAGGAGUAUGACGCUAGAGCAGAAGCAAUUCGACAACUGCCUGAUAAGCAUGACAUAUCGGCACUUCAAGUAACAAUGGAGGACUUUAAGUUGGGAUUACUGGUUGAAUCAGAUGCCUGGAAAUAUAUUUUGGGCAAGAAAUUGGGCAACAGAUAUAAGGAAAAACUAGUUGCUAUGGUAGAUUUUAUAAAGGCCCAAGAAAAGAUUCUUAGCAAGCCUAUCAAGGAUCUCGAUGACUGUAGAAAUGCAAUGAAUUGCUUAGAAGUAAUCAGGGAACAUUUCAUCGAAAUGGAUAUGGACCUAGGUUUGAUGGAAGAAGCAUACGCAACACUAGCAAGGUUCAAAAUUGACGUUUCUAGGGAAGAUAUUGAGAGAGUUGAAUCGCUAAGAUUCAACUUUGAGAACAUGGUGAACCACGCGAAAGCUGUUCAAGAAAAUAUUUGCAACGUCCAAGGACCUCUGUUGGAAGAGCUGACAGCUGGUGUGGCUAAAUUCAGGGAUGAAGUAGAAAUGUUUGACCGAGAUUUCGAAGAAAAAGGUCCCAUGAUUCCAGGCUUGUCAGCCAGAGAGGCCAGUGAUAGAGUGUUGGCAUUCCAAGAUAGGUUCGAUGAGUUGUGGAGAAAAUUCGAGAUGUACAGCAGUGGUGAAAGGCUCUUCGGCCUAGAAGUAAACGACUACCCUAUUCUUCAUAAGCGCAAAAAGGAGUUCAACCUCUUAAAUAAACUGUAUGGUCUGUACUUGGCUGUCAAUCACAGUAUUGAUGGAUACUUCGACCUACUUUGGAGCGAUGUGGACACCGAAGUCAUUUUCGCAGAGUUGCAAGAGUUUCAAAACAGAUGCCGUAAGCUACCUAAGGGAAUGAAGGACUGGCCAGCCUUUCUGGAUUUGAAGAAGAAGAUUGAUGACUUCAGUGAAACCUGUCCGCUAUUGGAACUCAUGGCGAAUAAGGCCAUGAAAGAGAGGCAUUGGAAGCGCCUGAGUAACCUGACAGGUUAUUUUUUCGACGUUGAGUCGCCAACAUUCACUUUGAGAAAUGUUAUGGAAGCGCCACUACUGCAGUACAAAGACGAUGUUGAAGAUAUCUGUAUCAGUGCCGUUAAAGAGAAAGAUAUUGAGGCAAAACUUAAACAGGUGAUAGCUGAUUGGGCAGUUGUAGAGCUGUCUUUCUCAAACUUCAAAUCCCGAGGUGAACUGCUAUUGAAGGGAAAUGAGACUGGUGAAAUUAUUACUACACUUGAAGAUAGCUUGAUGAUUAUGAACUCUCUACUAAGCAACAGAUAUAAUGCUCCAUUCAAGAGAGAUAUUCAGCUGUGGGUUCACAAAUUGGUCGAUACGUCAGAAAUUUUAGAGAAAUGGCUUAUCGUCCAGAACUUAUGGGUAUACUUAGAAGCAGUAUUUGUAGGUGGCGAUAUCGCCAAGCAAUUGCCUGCUGAAGCAAAACGGUUCAGCAAUAUUGAUAAGUCAUGGGUCAAAAUAAUGAUAAGAGCCCAUGAAAUUCCAAAUGCGGUUGACUGCUGUACCGGUGACGAAACUAUGGGCCAGUUGUUGCCUCACCUCCUGGAACAACUUGAGACUUGCCAGAAGAGUCUGACUGGAUACCUGGAAUCCAAGAGACUAUGCUUCCCAAGAUUCUUCUUCAUUUCCGAUCCGGUAUUGCUGGAAAUCUUGGGACAAAGUUCAGAUCCAACUUCUAUACAAUCACAUUUGCCUAGCUUAUUCGAUGCUGUAUAUAAGGUCGAUUUCGACGAGAAGAAGGCAGACAUGAUCAUAGCCAUGAACUCAGACCUGGGUGAGAAAGUACCAUUUGAAAAAGGUGUUAUAUGCGCUGGUGGUGUUGAAUUCUGGUUAAACAGCCUUUUGCAAAUGGUCAAGGACACUGUCAAGAACGUCAUCGCUGCAAUGGCACAAUGCUUCAGUGAUCCAGAUUACGAUUUUAUUUCCGGAUUCGUUGGAUUCUGUGGCCAGGCCGGUCUGGUAGGAAUACAGAUUCUGUGGACAAAAGAAGCCGAAAUAGCCAUAAAGAAAGCGAAAUUUGAUAGAAUGCAGAUGAAAAUAACAAAUCAGAGAUUCUUAGAUUUACUGAAUUCCUUGAUUGAGCUAACUUCAAAGGACUUGACGAAAAUGCAGAGGAUACGAUUCGAAACCAUGGUCACAAUCCACGUCCAUCAAAGGGAUAUCUUCGACAACAUAUGUAAAGCAAGAGUGAAGAAUGUGUUGGACUUUGAAUGGCAAGCUCAAUCCAGAUUUUACUACAAUGAAGAAAAUGACGAUGUUUUAGUAAAGAUAACAGACGUGAUAUUCUUGUACCAAAACGAAUAUUUGGGUAUCACCGAAAGAUUGGCUAUAACUCCCUUGACUGAUAGGUGCUACAUUACUCUAGCACAAGCCAUAUGGAUAAAUAUGGGAGGAGCCCCAGCAGGCCCAGCUGGUACAGGAAAAACAGAAACAACGAAAGACAUGGGCAGGACACUUGGUAAAUUCGUCGUCGUGUUCAAUUGUUCUGACCAGAUGGACUUCAGAGGACUGGGGCGCAUAUUCAAGGGUUUGGCUCAAUCAGGAACAUGGGGUUGUUUUGACGAAUUUAACAGAAUAGAACUUCCAGUAUUGUCAGUGGCUGCUCAACAGAUCUACAUUGUACUGGUGGCCAGAAAAGAGCGCAAACCAUCGUUCAUAUUCAUGGACGGUGACAAUGUCAGCAUGAACAUCGAAUUCGGCAUCUUUUUGACAAUGAAUCCUGGUUACGCAGGACGACAAGAAUUGCCGGAAAAUCUGAAAAUUAUGUUCCGAAGUGUGGCCAUGAUGGUGCCAGACAGACAGAUCAUCAUUCGUGUCAAACUGGCUUCAUGUGGAUUUAAAGAUAACAUCUAUCUCUCCAGAAAAUUUUAUACUUUGUACCAGCUUUGUGAAGAACAGCUUUCCAAACAGGUGCAUUAUGACUUUGGACUUCGCAACAUUCUGUCGGUUUUGAGAACUCUAGGAGCGCAGAAAAGGGCAAAUCCAAAUGAAACUGAAGAAGUUGUGGUUAUGAGAGUAUUAAGGGACAUGAAUCUGAGCAAGCUAAUAGACGAAGAUGAACCACUGUUCAUAUCUCUGAUUGAAGAUAUGUUUCCCGGCAUAAAACUGACUACAAAGUCAUGGAAGGAGCUACAAAAAUGUAUCUCCAACGUCUGCAGUGAUACUGGUUUAGUGAACCAUCCUUCAUGGAAUUUAAAGGUCAUUCAGUUGUAUGAGACUUCUUUGGUGAGGCAUGGAUUAAUGGUGUUAGGACCUACUGGUGCAGGGAAAACUAAAUGCAUGCAUACGUUGAUGAAAUCUAUGACUGAAAUGGGCUUACCGCAUAAAGAACUAAGGAUGAAUCCUAAGGCCAUAACAGCCCCUCAGAUGUUUGGCAAAUUGGAUGUGGCCACAAAUGAUUGGACCGAUGGAAUAUUUUCUACCCUUUGGAGAAGAACUUUGAAGUUCAAAAAAACCGACUACUGUUGGUAAUUUAAUAGAAAUAAAUUUAUCUGCUGAUAAAUCAUUUUGACAUAUCGAGAUCCCUUUUUCAUUCAUUCAUAAUCUAACCCAUAAUGUUGAACACUAGGUUAGUUCUUGAUGGACCUGUAGACGCAGUAUGGAUUGAAAACUUAAACUCUGUACUGGACGACAACAAAACUUUAACACUUGCCAAUGGUGAUCGUAUAGUAAUGGCAGCCAAUUGCAAGCUGGUAUUUGAGCCAGAUAAUGUUGAUAAUGCUAGCCCAGCCACUGUAUCUCGAAUGGGUAUGGUUUUCAUGAGUUCAUCUGUAUUACCAUGGAGUCCAAUACUGGAAGCAUGGUUUAGGAAGAGGCCACAACAAGAGGCUGACACGUUGAGGACAUUGUUCAGUAAGAUAUAUGGAGACUUGCACACCUAUGUGCAAACGAGACUUAAAGCUAAGAUGGCGGUUAGAGAAGCCUUAUACAUAAGGCAGUGUUAUGAUAUUUUGCAAGGCAUACUGGAUAUCUCUGAUGAACCAAAGGUAUGGAGCGACAAGCAACUAGAGCGUCUUUUUAUAUUCGCCAUGAUGUGGUCUUUGGGCUCUCUCCUGGAACUUGAAGACCGUGCAAAGUUGGAAGAAUUCGCUCUAGUCCAUCCCUCCAAGCUUGACUGGCCCAAAUGUGGAGAGAACGAAACCAUUUUCGAAUACGUGGUCAAUCCUGACAAUGGAAGAUGGGAGCAUUGGACCAAUAGAGUGGAGAAAUUUGUUUACCCAACUGAUAGCGUUUUGGAGUUUACUGGGAUCUUAGUACCUAAUGUGGAUAAUGUCAGGACGGCGUUUUUGAUCCACACUAUUGCUAAGCAGAACAAAGCGGUGCUUCUUAUAGGUGAACCGGGGACAGCAAAAACUGUGAUGAUAAAGGGCUACGCCGCAACAUUUGAUCCUGAUUACAAACUGAGCAAGUGUUUCAAUUUCUCAUCUGCGACAACGCCGAAUAUGGUGCAGAGAAUCAUUGAAUCUUAUGUUGACAAGCGAGUCGGUACAACUUACGGCCCACCAGCUGGAAAAACCCUGACGAUCUUCAUUGAUGAUAUCAAUAUGCCUGUCAUCAACGAUUGGGGUGACCAGAUUACGAAUGAAAUUGUCAGACAGUGUAUGGAAACUGGAGGGUUCUACAGUUUGGAUAAACCAGGCGACUUUUCGUUCAUAGUAGACGUUAUGUUCCUGGCCGCCAUGAUACAUCCUGGAGGUGGUAGAAAUGAUAUACCUCAUAGACUGAAAAGACAAUUUUGUAUAUUCAAUUGCACGUUACCAAGCACCACUGCUAUGGACGUCAUCUUUGGUCAAAUUGGCUGUGGUUACUUCUGCAUAGAAAGAUUCAAUCAAGAAAUAGUAGAUUUCCUGCCAAGGCUAGUACCUCUAACCCGACAUGUUUGGCAGAACACAAAGAAGAAGAUGCUGCCUACACCGGCCAAGUUCCAUUAUGUCUUCAAUCUAAGAGAUUUGUCCAGAAUCUGGCAGGGCAUACUCAACGUUCACGGUGAAGAAUGUGAAAAUAAAACAUCAAUUUUGAAACUAUGGAGGCAUGAGUGCACCAGAGUUAUUGCCGAUAGGUUCACUGAACCUCAAGACAGGGAAUGGUUCAUAAGCGCGAUAAGAAAACAAGCAGAAGAAGAGCUUGGAGAUGAUUUUCAGUACUAUACAGAAGAAGAAUCAUUUUGGGUAGACUUUCUUAGGGAACCACCAGAAGCCACGGGAGACGAACCAGAAGAUUUCUGCUUCGAUGCACCAAAAAUUUACGAGGAAAUUCCCAGCUGGGAAUUCCUUAAAGAAAAGCUCUUUAGUUUCAUGGCUCAAUACAACGAACAAGUUCGAGGAGCUGUCAUGGAUAUGGUAUUCUUCCAUGACGCAAUGGUACAUCUGAUGAUCAUAUCCAGGAUCAUAAGAACACCGAGAGGGAAUGCGAUGUUAGUAGGUGUCGGUGGAUCUGGGAAACAGAGCUUAACCCGAUUGGCGAGCUUCAUGGCCAAUUAUAAGAGCUUCCAGAUUCAGCUUACAAGAGCAUAUAACGUGAACAACCUGAUGGAUGACAUGAAGUUCCUCUAUCGUGAAGCUGGAUUAGUGGGCUCUGGAGUCACAUUCAUCUUCACAGACAACGAAAUCAAAGAAGAGACUUUCUUGGAGAGCAUAAAUAACAUCCUCAGUUCAGGAGAAAUCGCAAAUCUCUUCGCGAAAGAUGAACUCGACGAGAUUCAGUCUGAGUUGAUACCGAUCAUGAAGAAGGUACAGCCUAAGAGACCACCUACAGGCGAUAAUCUUUACGAUUUCUUCAUAACCAGAGCUAGAACCAAUUUGCAUGUAACGCUGUGCUUCUCACCGGUCGGUGAGAAGUUCCGAAGUAGAGCGCUGAAAUUCCCUGGUUUGAUAUCUGGUACCACCAUGGACUGGUUCAAUAAGUGGCCCAAUGAUGCCUUGGUAGAAGUAUCCGCCCAUUUCUUAGAAAACUAUCAAAUGGUAGCCACACCCGAAGUAAAGAACGAGCUUAUAGUGAUAAUGGCGGACAUUCAAGAUGGCGUAGCAGAUUACUGUAACCAGUAUUACGACAGAUUCCGAAGAAGAACUUACGUAACACCAAAGACCUUUAUUUCGUUCCUCGGAGCUUACAAGGUACUGUACAGGAAGAAGGUCGACGAAAUAGGAGCUCUUGCGAUGAGAAUGAAGACCGGAUUGAAGAAGCUCAUAGAAGCUGCUCAGAGUGUAGAUGAAUUGAAGAAGGAAUUGGCAAUUAAAGAAAUUGAGGUCAAUGAAGCAACGUUAGCUGCUGAAGAGGUUAUGGCAGAAGUAGAAAAAGCAACGGUUUCAGCAAAUGAAGUGAAAGGAGAGGCAGAGAUAGUAAAAAAUAGGGCGGAAAAUCUCGUAGCUUUGAUUACUGUAGACAAGGCAGAAGCUGAAAGCAAACUUAUGGCUGCAAAGCCAGCAUUGGAUGCUGCAGAGCAAGCUUUAUUGACAAUCAAAUCAGCUGAUAUCGCCACUGUCAGAAAACUAGGCAAGCCGCCAUAUCUGAUCACACUCAUUAUGGACGCCGUAUGUAUAUACUUCAGAAGAAAAUUGGAGCCUGUCAAACCAGACCCCGAGAAGAACUUUUUAUUCCCCUCUUGGACCGAGUCUUUGAAAGUAAUGGCAGAAACUGCAUUCCUGAAGAAACUUCAAGAUUAUCCAAAAGACACAAUUAGUGCUGAAACUGUAGAUCUACUAGUUCCGUAUUUCAACUACCCGAUUUAUACGUAUGAAGCGGCUAAAACUGCUUGCGGUAACGUUGCUGGUCUGAUUUCUUGGACCAUAGCCAUGGCAUCUUUCUAUGAAGUUAAUAAGGAAGUACUGCCAUUGAAGGCCAAUUUGGCCAUUCAAGAGGCAAAAGCAGCCAGGGCCGAGGAAGAUCUAGCAACAGCUAUGGAGCUGCUCCGAACAAAAGAGGAGGAGGUCAGGUUCUACGAGAGGAAAUUCGAAGAAGCUGCAGCUACCAAACAGGCUGUGGAUGAAGAUGCAGCAAAGGUCAAAGCCAAAAUGAACGCAGCGACAGCUUUAAUAGAAGGUCUUUCAGGUGAAAGAGUGAGAUGGACAGACCAGUUGGCGCAGUUCAAAGCAGAAACUGAACGACUUAUUGGAGAUGUGGUGCUGUUGACUGGGUUCCUGGGAUAUACUGGGCCAUUCAACCAGGAAUUCAGACAGAUCAUCCAACAAGAUUGGCUUGAUAGUUUGAUUGACAGGAAAAUACCAGUUACGACUAGCUUGAGUGUCAUUGACAGCUUGGCAGAUCAGCCAACAAUUGGUGAAUGGAAUCUGCAAGGAUUACCAAGCGACGAGCUGUCAGUUCAGAAUGGUAUCAUUGUAACUACAGCGUCAAGAUAUCCUCUGCUUAUCGACCCUCAAAGUCAGGGUAAAGCGUGGAUAAAAGAAAAAGAAAAGGAAAAUCAGUUGAUCGUUACGACCUUGAAUCACAAAUACUUUAGGAACCAUAUUGAAGACGCAGUGUCACUAGGUUACCCUGUGAUCAUCGAAGAUAUCGGCGAAGAACUGGACCCCGCUCUGGACAGUGUCUUAGAAAAGAACCACAUCAGAAUUGGUACGACAUUAAAAGUGAAACUGGGUGACAAAGAAAUCGACUACAACAAAAACUUCAUGGUAUACAUGACAACUAAGUUAGCCAAUCCAAUGUACACUCCCGAAAUAUUCGCUAGAACGUCAGUGAUCGACUUCACGGUCACCAUGAAAGGUCUUGAAGACCAACUUCUCGGCAGAGUGAUUCUGACGGAAAAAAAGGAGCUGGAAACUGAACGAACUAAUUUGAUCAAAGAUGUGACAGCGAAUAAGAGGAAGAUGUUGGAGCUAGAACAGAAUCUUCUACAUAAAUUAACUACGACUCAAGGAUCGCUGUUGGAAGAUGUAACUGUCAUGCAAGUUCUGAACGUUACCAAGUCAACGGCAAAUGAAGUUAAAGAGAAGUUACAGAUUGCCAAAGACACUGAAAUUAAAAUUAACUUAGCGAGAGAAGAAUUUAGACCCGUUGCAACAAGGGGCAGUGUGUUAUAUUUCCUAGUUGUCAGCAUGGCAAUGGUCAACGUUAUGUAUCAAACAUCGUUAGUGCAGUUUUUGGAAAGAUUUGAUAUUUCUAUGGAGAGAUCUGAGAAAACUCCAAUUUUAGCAAGACGUAUCCAGAAUAUUAUCGACUACCUCACAUACGAAAUCUUCAAAUACAAAUCUAGAGGUCUAUACGAGGAGCACAAAUACAUGUUCGUCCUACUGAUGUGCUUAAAAAUCGAUCUGGAGAGAGAAACGAUAACGCACGAGGAGUUCCAGAACUUCAUCAAAGGUGGAGCUGCUUUAGAUCUGAACGAUUGUCCACCCAAACCUGCAAAGUGGAUAACUGAUAUGACUUGGCUCAACUUGGUUGAGUUGACAAAGCUAAGACACUUUCAAUAUAUUGUACAACAGGUAACUGCAAAUGACAGACAGUGGAAAUCAUGGUUUGAUAAGGAUGCCCCUGAGGAAGCAGGUAUUCCAGAUGGAUAUAAUUCGUUAGAUACAUUUAGAAGAUUGCUUAUGAUCAGAGCUUGGUGUGCAGAUAGAACUAUCACUCAAAGUCGAAAGUACGUAGCCAGUUCUUUGGGCCAAAAGUUCGCCGAACCAGUGAUCCUUAACAUGGAAGUGCUUUUCAAUGAGUCGAGACCAUUGACUCCCAUGAUUUGCUUCUUGAGUAUCGGAUCAGAUCCAACGCCUUACAUUGAAAUGUUGGCCAAGAAGCUUGAGUUGAAAAGCAGGUCGAUUUCCAUGGGUCAAGGACAAGAGGUGCAUGCCAGGAAAAUGAUGGCCGCAGCAAUGUCAGAGGGAUUCUGGGCCUUGCUCCAAAAUUGUCAUCUAUCACUUGAAUAUAUGAAUGAAGUAUUACUGCAGUUCCUUGAUCUAGAAAAAGGAAUUGGAACUGUACACCCAGACUUCAGACUAUGGAUCACCACAGAAGUCAAUGAUAAAUUCCCUAUCAGCUUGCUACAAAUAUGUAUUAAAUUUACAAAUGAAGCACCGUCUGGGAUUCGGGCCGGUCUUCUAAGAACCUACACCUCAAUGAACCAAGACCUCCUAGAUUACUCUGAUGCCUGGCAGUACAUUCCGCUGGUAUAUGCUAUUUCAUUUUUGCAUACAACUGUACAAGAACGCCGAAAGUUCGGUCCCCUAGGCUGGAAUAUUCCAUACGAAUUCAACUCAGCUGAUUGGUUGUCAAGCAUAUUGUUCUUGCAAAAUCAUCUGGAUGAUAUCGAUCCUAAGAGAGGAAUCAGUUGGCAAACACUCAGAUAUAUGCUUGGUGAAGUACACUACGGAGGCAGGGUAACUGACGACUUCGACAAGAGGUUGCUGAACACCUUCUGUAGAGUCUGGUUCCAUGAUGGUGUAUUUAGUGAUGAUUUCAUUUUCUAUAAGGGAUAUAAAAUCAUUAAGUACAAACAAGUUGCCGACUACCUUACAACAAUUGAUACAUUUGCUCCAACGGAUCCUCCACAAGCUUAUGGUUUGCACUCAAAUGCUGACAUAACCUAUCAAACUAAUACGACAGUGGCAAUGUUUGACCAAAUGUUGGCGAUUCAGCCUAAAGAAUCAGGAGGUGGUUCUGGAGAGUCAAGAGAAAGCGUAGUCAGUAGAAUGGCUAAGGAUAUGCUAUCGAAAUUACCAAAUAACUAUGAUCCAUUCGAAGUGAAAGAAAGGCUGCGCUUGAUGAACCACUUAAAUCCUCUGAACAUCUUUUUGAGACAAGAAAUUGACAGGAUGCAAAAGGUCAUAACCAACGUACGAUCCAUUUUGAGGGACCUGUUACUUGCUAUUGAGGGUACUAUAAUUAUGAGCGAGGCACUUGGUGAUGCGAUGGAUAACAUCUACGACGCCAAAGUACCAGCAGUCUGGUUGCGAGGCUCUUGGGCAGCAAGUACUCUAGGUUUUUGGUUUACUGAACUAUUGGACAGGGAUAAUCAAUUUAGAAGCUGGUGUUUUGGUGGAAGGCCUCCAUGCUUUUGGAUGGCUGGGUUCUUCAAUCCACAAGGUUUUUUGACGGCCAUGAAACAGGAAGUGGCCAGGGCUCACAAAGGUUGGGCUUUGGAUCAAGUGAGCCUCUAUAACGAAGUAACGAAGAAUCUACGUGAGGAGAUCAGCAGCGGCCCGGCCGAGGGCGUUUUCGUCUACGGUUUGUUCUUGGAUGGAGCCGGUUGGGACAGAAGACAUGCUAGAAUUGCAGAAUCGAUUAACAAAGUGCUAUUUACGCUUAUUCCCGUCGUCUACAUAUACGCUAUAUAUAACAUGGACCCCAAACAAGUGGCCGGCCAAUAUGUAUGUCCAGUGUACAAAAAGGCAAAGAGGACUGGUCUCAACUACAUUACAAGUUUGUAUUUACAAACAGCUAAACCUCCAGAGCAUUGGGUACUCAGAGGUACGGCGUUACUAUGUGAUACACAAUAAAAAUAUUAAUUUGAAUGUGUUAUAUUUUGAUUAAAUAGAGAGUUUACAAACCAU
Acanthoscelides obtectus is the source of this 14015-nucleotide messenger RNA. NCBI's taxonomy places the organism in Eukaryota, Metazoa, Arthropoda, Insecta, Coleoptera, Chrysomelidae. The record is from the annotation of a GenBank genome assembly.